AUGGAGAAUCCCCACCCCGUUUUGGAGCAGAGCGGGGACGAGGGCCUGCGCGCCCCGCUGGCGCUUCUGACGCCGCGCCUCGAAAACGCAGUGGAGACAUAUUGCGCUGCAUCGGGCGAUUCCGCCGGCGCCGUGCGACAAUGGCUGGAAGCGAAUUAUGUAACCUCACUGCUGGUGCUGGAAAUCCUGGCAGACGAGCUUGGGGAACCAGACCCCGAAACAGACCCACUGCGACCACCGGCGGGCUUCUUCGACCAUGCCCUGGAUUUGGCAGAACAGGCGUACUUCGCCAUCAAGCACGUGGCAAAAGUCCGAAGGAAGCAUGCCACGGCCGACCUCAAAGAGGCGGCACCGCUGCGCACGGUUGAAAACCUGUGCACGCUGCCCGCGACGGGAGCACAACGACCCUUCAAAAGCUCGCGCCCGCGCGCAGAGCAGCAGCGCGACCAGGAGAGCCUGGACGCGCGCGAGCACGAGACGGCGUUGAAGGCAUGCCUGCAUCUCGUUGACUCAGUGCGCCAACACAGCCAGCGCUGCGCCCGCAUGGAUGAUUGCAGAUUGCCGAUUGGGGACCAGCGCAGGCUACUGGCCGAGCUGCUAGGGCGCAAAGCGCGAGUGGCGAGCACGGUCAGACAGCACUCCCGGCAUGUCCAUCGAUUCAUGACGUGGCUGGAAUCGCGCGGCCGCCAGGUUGCAACUGUGACUGAAAUCGACGUCAAGGUGUAUUUGGACGAGCAGAAGGAGCGGGGACAUUCUGUGCCCGGUGCUGUGUUUUCGGCGCUGCGCUGGUUUGACAACGCAAUCCAGAUGGGGUGGCCGCUGCAGGACGAACUGGUAUUGACAGCCGUGACAGAAGCGCACGGAGCGGCAGCCGCCACGAGAGUGCAGGCGGAACCGUUCACGCAGCUGGUAGUGGACAAACUCCAUGACCUCUUCUGGCGGGCACAAGGUGCAGAACGAUGGAUCACAGGUUUCUACAUCUGCCUCGCCAGCGCUGUGCUCCGCUGGGGAGACCUCCACAGAUCGUGGAACCUCGGGCUCACGCGGGAUGCCUUGUACGGCACGUCGUACCGCAUGAAGCGGAAAACAGCGCCGACCCCGUGGGCGGCGUUGCGGCACGACGCUGGCGGCCGCGACUGGGGUGGGGCAUGGCACGAGCUGACCAGCGCCCUGACUCCAGAAAGCGACCCAGGCCAACCACGGAAAUGGCUCUGGCCGGCGGUGGAGCACCCCGGGGAGGGUAGACUGGAAAUAGCUGCCCCGAUGCUCGGCACAGGCAUGCUGACUACAGGGUUGUAUCCGCCACAGCAAUCCCGGGCGUUGACAUCGUUGACCGAUUGGGCGGCGAACCCACGGGACCGGAAUCUAGAGAUGAUACGGUCGGUGAAAGCAAAUCGCGAUCCGGAGCUUGACAAGAAAGUCUGGGACAAGGUCCGGAAAGAAGUCCAGCGAGGAUACGCCACCAUCCGCGACCUCGACGAAUUCGACUUGCACGAAGUUUGCCUCACUCCACGAUUCCCCAAGUGGGAGCUGAAGGAGACUGGCGAGUGGACGGCCCGACCCAUCAGCGACUUCAAGCGCUCGGGCGGGAACGACACAGUCGACUUGGCUCAGCGGUAUACCCCAGAGGACUUGGUCCAGCUGUGGGCCGCCACGAGAUGGUGGAAAGAAACGUUCGGCGACCACGUGCCGCUCAUGGGAUACCGAGUGGACUACGAGAUGGCUUUCCGCCAGAGCCCGAAAGACCCAGACCAAGCGCAUCUAACCUUGGAGAUUGUGUGGGACCCACACGAACAAAAGGUCCGAGUGGUAGACGUAGACGGACAGCCGUUCGGAGGCGCGCUGUCGCAAUUCAACUACGUCCGGGACCCUGCCGCCAUGGUGGCGAUCGGCAGAUCCAUGCUGAUGCUGGCGAUCUCCCAUUACGCGGACGACGCGUGGGGAGUGGAGCCGGCCAGACUAGCACAGCAAGCGCACCGUCUCUGGAUUGAGCUGAACACCCUGGUGGGGUGGCGCAUCGACAUGGAGAAAAGCCCACCGCCAGCUGAUCCAUUCAAGCUGUUGGGAGGCCUGCAUUACCUUGGCGCGGGGGAGCCCCAUAGUUGCCUCCACCCAGCCAAAUUGCAGGCGAUCCUCGCUCGGAUACACGGCCACCUCGACAGUGGUUCAAUGACGAGCUCGGAGGCAGGCACGCUCCGAGGGCAGCUGGGGUGGGCGCGCUCGUUCCACUUUGGGCGGUUUGGAGCGGCGGCGCUCCGUCCCCUCGCAGAGCGACAACACAACAAGCAACACCUGCGACUCAACCCAGCGCUGCGGGCAUCCCUGCUGUUCUGGGUACGCGUGCUCAAAAUCGCUGGAGGGAGGCCGAUCCCGUACUCGCCGGAACGCAUGGACCUUCACAUCAUCGUGACGGAUGGUGAAGGAACCGGCUGGGUGGCGGCGGGCUGGUGGCGGCCCCGGCAGAGCGAUUGGGCGCCACGGGUCACUCGCGCCAGGGUGCCGCCGGAGUGGCGGGAGGCGUGGAAGCAGGGCAGCAAAGACAUCGACAUCAACGAGAUCGAGGCAGUAGGACCCAUGCUGGCGAUGAACACAUGGCCAGAGCUCCGAGGGGGCAUGGCGCUGGCCUUCAUCGACAACGAGACAGCCAAGAGCACGCUCAUCAAAGGCAACAGCUCAGCGACGCCCCUCAAUGUGAUCGCGCACCGGACAUGGGAAAUGUUCCGCGAGAGAGAGCUGCACGCCUGGAUUGAGCGGGCCAAAGUGCAGAUGAGAUUGGCCAAGGCGCUGGUGCUGAAGCAUCACCGCUUUGGGGAGGCGGCCGAGGCGGAGCUGGAGGCGGAGGGGAAGCAGGCGCAGCAGGAGGCGCAGGGGCUGCUGACGCAGGUGCUCGCCCAGGGCGAGGCCCUCGACAACGAGAACCUGACGUACGAGUGUUUGAAGAUGAUUAUGCAAGUGCAUAUGCAGGCGCAGGAAGCCGACCAGGCCCGCAAGGUGCUGGAGCGCUUGAUGAGCUUGAGGCCGGACGAUGAGGAGCUGCGCAGCGACAGCGCGCUCAUCAACAGGCUAGAGACGGCCCUGAACCUCAAGAAGGGGGCGAGCAACAUCGAGGGCGUGCAGAAGGACCUCCAGGCUGCGGUGGCGGCGGUGGACAAGCCGAAGGUCACAGAGUGCUUGGAGUCAAUUUUGGGCAUGAUCAAGGGUGGCCAGGUCGUGGGGGGCGCAGCAGAUCCUCCUUCAAGGGAGGAAGCAUCUUCUCCUUCCCUCCUGUUUGUUACGGCAUAG
Prorocentrum cordatum is the source of this 3282-nucleotide messenger RNA. Lineage: Eukaryota; Dinophyceae; Prorocentrales; Prorocentraceae. The record is from the annotation of a GenBank genome assembly.